Physella acuta is the source of this 2475-nucleotide messenger RNA. RefSeq names its product piggyBac transposable element-derived protein 4-like. Lineage: Eukaryota; Metazoa; Mollusca; Gastropoda; Physidae. The record is from RefSeq and is a predicted model, not a curated record.
CAUCGUUCUUAUAAGAUCGACGCAGAAAUGUGUAUUUUUGAAUAACAAGCACUAAGCUUUUUAAAAAAAAUUUAACGGCAUUAUUUUCCUAAUUGUAUUAUCAUUUAUAAAUAACACACAUAAAAUGCGAAACUUAUUUUCUUAUUAUGAAAAUUGCGAAAGAAAACACUUGAACCGAGCAUGCCUUUCUUACGCCAUUUUGGAUUUUUCGUGAAGUUGAUUUGAGACAGGCACCUCGAAUUAAUUGAAAAUAAAAUGCCUAACGACGAAAGUGACAUGAGUUUUUGUGAUGAAUCGUCUGAUGAAGAUAUUGUGGAAACAGAUAUCGAAGAUUCAGAUGAAGAUAUGGGAAAUACCUCUGUUAGUAACUCUACACAACAAGGGAAUAGUCUUCUACCCAAGACAGCAUCUGAUGUAGACGGUGGUCCCCCAGUUCGCCUUCCCAAAUUCCGACCUGCUAAGCAACCUGGAAUUCAUCUUAGUCAAACUGGGGAGAAGUUAACUAAAAGUGCUGCUAGGGAAUUCUUGAGCCCUGUGUCCUUUUUCAAGCUGUACUUCACGGUGGAUCUGGUGAAGACAAUCGUAAUGUACACCAACAAGUAUGCAGCACACUGUGGACCAACAAGACCUUCUGUCUUCAAAGGGUGGUAUAAUUUAAGUAUCGAUGAGUUUUAUUCUUUUUUAGGUUUGCUGAUGUACAUGUCCAUAGUUCAAGCACCAAGUGUAGCAAAAUAUUGGUGCACAUCGUCUCUUUACCAUGGCUUAUGGGCUCGUAGAUUCAUGACGAAGAAGAGAUUCACACAAAUAAUGUCUUUUUUAAAGGUUUCAAACUUUGAGACAGAAAACCCAGAUGACAAGCUGAGUAAAGUAAGGUUUUUGUAUGAAUACAUUCAUAGAAAAUGUCAGGCACUUUAUCAGCCAAACCAACAUUUGUCUAUUGAUGAAAGAAUGGUAAGAAAUAAGGGCAGAUACACUUUCCGUCAGUAUAUUCGUGAUAAGCCAACUAAAUGGGGAAUGAAACUAUGGGUAUUAGCUGAAUCUAUUACUGGCUACACUUAUGAUUUUGAAGUUUAUUUAGGUAAGCAAGACAAGACACCGCAGACUUCUACCUUUGGCUUAGCUUAUGAUGUAGUAAUGCGAUUGUCAAAAUCAGUUAUGAAUCAGGGUUAUCUUUUAUUUUUUGACAACUUUUAUACUAGUGUUAAACUAUUGAAAGAUCUUUUUAAAUGUGGAAUUGGUGCUUGUGGCACAAUUUUAAAAAAUAGAAAAGGUUUUCCUAUUGCUCUAAAAGAUGUGAAGUCUUUUGAAAAAGUUUCAAAAAGAGGUGAUAUGCGAUGGUUUAGGGAACGGGAAAUUGUAACAGUUCAGUGGCGUGAUAAUAAAACUGUGUCUGUAAUGUCUAAUUUUAUGACGGCUAAUGGUUCAGCAAAGGUAAACAGAAGAACUAAGGUUGGAGGUAUUUUUACACAGUUGUCUGUUGAUCAACCACAUAUUAUUCAGGAAUAUAAUUCACAUAUGGGAGGGGUAGAUAAGAGUGACCAAUUAAUUAAUAAAUAUAAUGUUCUAAGAAAAACUAAAACGUUUUGGAAAACUCUGUUUUUUCAUUUCAUUGAUAUUUCUAGGGUUAAUAGUUACAUUUUAUUUCAGGAAUGGAGAAAGACCAACCCUGAUCUUGUGGAACUUGCUAGGCCAAAAAGAUACUUACAGUUAGAUUUUACAGAGGAGCUCAUUCGAGAAUUAGCAAAAAUAGAUAUGUUUCAAGAAAUACCCUCAGCUCUUAAAGUUACACUUAAAAAAGCUAAAGUUAAGAAAGUUAAACCUAGCCAUAGUAUUGUUCCAGAAUUUAGUCGCUCUAGGCGUAAUUGUAAAUUAUGUUAUAGAACUUUAGGUAUAGAGAGAAAGGUCACCACUAAGUGUCGCACCUGUGAUACGUAUCUAUGUUUCCAUAGAAAGAAAAACUGUUUGUUAAAAUUUCACCAGUCUUCUUAAACCUUGUUUCAUUUUUCUUUUGUUAUCAAUAACCUCAUUUUUGUAAACAUUGAUAAUAAUAAUUUCUUUCCAAAUAUUUUUUUUUUUAAUUUUCACUUAUUUCCCCUUACACAGGUCAUGUUACUGUUUAUUGCAUAAUUUUUUCAGUUCUUGUUCAAAAUGUACUACAUCACCUGUUUUAUACACAGAAAUGAAUAAUCUAUUCAAUAAACAUCACUUUGUUUUAUUAUAGUGCAAGGCUUAUUUUUUUUCUUCUUUAUGUUUGUCAUGUCUUUAGUAAAAAAAAAAAAAGUCAAAUUUAAUUAAUUAAUUAAUUAAUUGUGGUAUCAAGGUCACACAUGAUAAAGUUGAUUUUAUAAUUUAUGCUGAUACUACAUUCAAUUACCUAAACAGUGAUGCAUAACACUAUAUGCUUUCCUUGCUUAAUAAUGUUUUAGUGAACAUUUUACUAUAUAGACCUGAGGAUUCCAAUAUUUCACUACUAAA